AUGUCUGCCGCUCGAGUCUGCGCAGUCCUGCAAGCAUCGUCUUCAGCUGUCGCAAUCUCAUCAAUCUUCAUCUCCUUCCUCCUCAACUACGAACCAGCUGAAGACAAGGACUCGAAAUCGAAAAAGCCAAUCGUCCAGCCCAUCUCAAAUUCCCGCCGCAAGUCAACGAUCCGCCUCGUUGCAAUACUCGCCACUUCUCUUUGUUAUGUUUUCGAUCUCGCCCACUACCUUUCCCAAAAUCAUCAUGUCAAGCCAAACUCGGACGAGAUAGUCACGCCGGUUCUUCUUGCCUUGGCUUGGUUCUUGGCAUGCUUUGGGAAACAUCACUUCAUCGGAAGGUUACUGACCCUCUCACUUGCAUCUUUCCUCCUUGGUCUCCCAGUCGUAAUACUCAAGACAAUAUCCCUUGGAGCAGCCGCACAGCGCACCCCGUUGAUCAUUGGCUCCGCGCUCCUCUUCCUCACCUGUUUACCCUGCUUUGGUGCUUAUUCUCAGCCAAUUAAGCUCGACACAGAAGAGAGCCGGCCGUUCCUGGCGGAGGAGGCCGAAGAUGAGGACGGCCCGCUAUCGGGUCCUACUCCUCCUUCAUACGGCUCAACAACCUCUGAACGGGCCAAGGACGACAAUAGCGUUUCUUCAAAUGCCGACUAUGACUCUGACGACGAAGAUGACGACGGGUACAACUCGCGUUCGACACAGAUCAGGAAGAACGGCACCUGGGGGGAAUACAUGGCCAAUUUCAAGAUCAUUCUCCCCUACCUCAUCCCGAGAAACGAUUACAAGGUCCAGGCUGCCCUCUUAGUCUGCAUCGUGUGCCUCAUCGCCUCCCGACUCUUGAACUUCCUCGUUCCGCGCUACCUCGCCCUCGUCACGGACAAGCUUUUCGCAGGCCAAACCCCGUACUACGAAAUCUCCAUCGUCUUCAUCCUGGAGCUCCUCCACGGUUCCUCCGGCGUUUAUAUGAUCGCCGACCUCGCCAAGAUCCCCGUUCAGCAGUUCUCCUACCGAGGGGUCACCAACGCCGCCUUCAACCACGUCAUGAGCCAGGCCCUCGACUUCCACUCCGACAGGGACUCGGCCGAGGUCAUGAAGGCCAUCGAGCAAGGCGAGGCCCUCAACGACAUCCUCGAGCGCGCCGCCCUCGACAUCUGCCCUACCCUGAUCGACAUGGCCGUCGCCCUCGUCAUCAUCUACGCCAAGUUCGGCUCGACCGCCAUGCUCUGCAUGAUCUCCGCCUUCUACUGCUUCAUCGCCCUCGAGGUCGUCACUUUCACCUGGAACGUCAAGAACCGCCGGACGCUCACAAAGUCGAAGCGCGAGGAGGCCCGCAUCCAGCACCAGGCCGUCCAGGGGUGGCAGACCGUCUCGGCCUUCAACAUGUUCAGCUACGAGAGGUUCCGCUUCGGAGCCGCCGUGGACAGCCACCUGUCGGCCGACUGGCGCUGGGGGGUCACCGACGCCUACAUCUCCGGCAUGGUCCAGGCCCUGGUGCCCGUCACUUUCUUCAUCCUGUCCGUCGUCGUCAUCCGCCAGAUCGCCCGCGGGCGCGCCACUCCCGGCGAUUUCGUCUUCCUCAUGCAGUACUGGGACUACCUCAUCUGGCCCAUCAAGUGGCUCGCCCACGAGUACCGCUCCAUGAUGUCCAAUCUCGUCGACGCCGAGCGCCUCCUCGACCUGCUCAGCACGGAACCCACCGUCGUCGACAGGCCGGGCGCUACCGAGCUGGGUAAAGUUGCCGGCCACGUCACCUUCGACAACGUCGGCUUUAGCUACGAUACCAAGCGACCCGUCCUCCACGACGUCAACAUCGACGCCAAGCCCGGCCAGACCAUCGCCUUCGUCGGCGCCACGGGCGCAGGCAAGUCCUCCCUCGCCAAGCUCCUCCUGCGCUACUACGACGUCACCUCCGGCAGCAUCAAGAUCGACGGCCGCGACAUCCGCGACGUCACCCAGGGCUCCCUCCGCGACACCAUCGGCGUCGUGCCCCAGGACCCCUUGCUCUUCAACGCCUCCAUCAUGGAGAACAUCCGGUACGCCCGCCUCUCCGCCACCGACGAGGAGGUCCACGCCGCCUGCCGCGCCGCAUCCAUCCACGACAAGAUCCUCACCUUCACCAAGGGCUACCGCACCCCCGUCGGCGAGAACGGCGUCAAGCUGUCGGGAGGGGAGGUCCAGCGCGUCGCCAUCGCCCGCGCCUUCCUCAAGGGCCCGCCCAUCCUCAUCCUUGACGAGGCCACCAGCGCCGUCGACACCGAGACCGAGGCCCUCAUCCAGGGCGCGCUGAGGGAGCUGAGCGAGCGCCGCACCAUGUUCGUCGUCGCCCACCGGCUGUCAACCAUCGUCGCCGCCGACCAGAUCCUCGUCAUGCACGAGGGGACCGUCGUCGAGAGGGGCACGCACCGUGAGCUGUUGGAGAAGCGGGGGAGGUAUCACAGUCUGUGGCAGAAGCAGUUUGAGGGGUUGUCGGAAGCUCACCAGUCAGAGGAUACGUAG
Molecule: messenger RNA, 2493 nt
Organism: Clonostachys byssicola
Lineage: Eukaryota; Fungi; Ascomycota; Sordariomycetes; Hypocreales; Bionectriaceae
Source: the annotation of a GenBank genome assembly